Gigantopelta aegis is the source of this 597-nucleotide messenger RNA. RefSeq lists its product as uncharacterized. The transcript has 4 exons. The coding region runs from base 52 to 597 and encodes 181 amino acids. NCBI's taxonomy places the organism in Eukaryota, Metazoa, Mollusca, Gastropoda, Neomphalida, Peltospiridae. The record is from RefSeq and is a predicted model, not a curated record.
GAUUCAAACUCGCAUUUUGUUGGGGAUAUCGAAACAAGUGUCAGUGAUGAAAUGGCGUUAAAAUACAGCGUAGAUCUGUGGGCAACAGAUCCCAAGGAGUUAUUACGAAUUCCAGUUGCUGUUGUGAAGCCUUUCUCUGAAGUAGAAUUAACUCUUUCUUAUUCAACAUACGCAUCUGCAACUGUUCAAGGAUAUGUUGGCGGAAAAUCAAAGAUACGCACCGGCUAUGCAUCGCAAGGCAACUACGUGAUUUCGCAACAGUUUAAUAGUGGUGCAAACAUCGAUGGCGGCAUUUCCGCAUACCACUGGAAUGCUACUGCCGGGGAUCCUACCAACAUCAAUACAAAAUAUCGUGUCAAUCUGACUGUCGACAUCCAACAGAAGAUUUUGUUCAGUGCUUCUCUAUCCUGGCACAAGAAAGACAUAACUAUAGACUUGGCACCGCCAAUGGAUAUUAUGUUAAAACCAUCUGUACAUGUGUUAUCUAAGGUUAAAGGUUUCAGUCAAUGUGUGGACAGUAACGUGAAAGUGAGCGGACAUUUCCAUGUGUCUAAAGCUGAACUCGAGGUUGAAGCGUUUGGAGUUACAAUAUGGUAA